AAGUAAUCCACGACUUCAGAAUGGAAAACUGGCCCCUUCCCCUCUUCCUGUGAUCAAGCCGUUGGCCAUCGUUUCUGUGGGGAUGCCUAUAAACCACCAGAAAUCAGACUCUUUGGAAAUGGACUCUGAUUUGUCACCCAGCUGCAGGUUCAGUGACCUGAGCAGAGGGGGCAGUUUGGAGAGUCGAAGUAGCAGUUCUCGCUCCAGAAGUCUCACUUUGGAUGACGAGAGCCUGAAGUACCUCACACAUGAGGAAAAGGACGUCAUCCUGUUUUUUGAAGAGACUAUUGAUUCCCUGGAGGACGACUUUGAAGAGCAAAUCCUGUGUGAUAGUGGGGUACACUGCCAGUCCCCACGGUCUCUGGGAGAGAGUACUUCCAGCCACUCGGAGCCAGAAGAUGUCAUUGACUUAGUGCAGCCAGUACCUGCAGCUGGGGAACCUGAGCGCCUUCCGGAUGUCACGGAAACAGCAGGGUCUGGACCUGUUGGGAAGGAAGAUAUUCCUGUCCUGGAAUUUGAAACACAAGGUAUGGAGACUUCUCCCCCGCCAGAGUCCACAGCUCCAGAGGCCCUUCCUCGGCCGCCUUCCCUGCCUGUCACCACAGCACCAGCCCACCCCAGGAAAGAGCUGCUCUCUCCUUCUCCUCCAGCAGAGCACCCAAAACUGCCCCGCUCAGUUCCUACUCCACUUGUUAUCGCCCAGAAAAUUUCUGAGAGGUUGGCAGGAAAUGAAGCACUUUCACCCACUUCCCCCUCCAAGGAGGGCAGGCCUGGAGAAUGGAGGACACUGACUUCUACGGCCCCUCAAAAUGGAGACCACUUGUUGUGGCACAGACAUACGGCACAGCCUGCACCCAAGAUCCACCGCUUUCCAAGCAACAUUAGUGUGACCAACAGCGCCGGGAAGGAGUUCAACAAGACCAUCUCCAAGGCAGCGGUCAACGUGCAGGAGCGAAAAGCCCGGGUCCUAGCCAACAUUAAUGGUGUGUCUUUCCUCUCCAUGGGAGAAAUAGAAGAUCGGGCCCAAAAGGGUGAUCUCCCUGAGCAGAGGAGAAGCGUCUCUUCAGAGCAGGGGACAAGCGACCAGAGCAAGCCAGGCCCAGUCCAUGAAGCUGUGUCCACGCGGGCAGGUGGGCAGACCAGCAGCCAGCAGUCCAGAGGCGUGCAGACAGAGCAGACCUCACCACUGGCCAAUGGCUUCCAGAGCAUCCACGAUGUCCUAAAGAGUGAGCCCAGUGCCUUUUUCUCUACUGGGAAAACUGUCACCUUCCGUCCGGACACAGCUCUCACCAGUAAACUUGCACGCCAGAACGCCAGCAAGAGCUUGUACGAGCACCGGCAGCCGGACUGUGGCCAGGAUGCUAGGAAGCGGUCAGGUUCGCUGCCCAGGGCUGUGGGCUUCAGACCUCAGGGCAUCACCGUCCAGUUCGCUGGCCGAGGCUCCACUGAGGAAGCUCGCCGGGAGGCCCUGCGGAAGCUUGGCCUGCUGAAAGAGAACUCGUAAUAGAGAACAAGUGGGGGCUGGAGGAGGAGGAUGGCCAGGUUUGUUUAGCCUAGAAUGGCUGUGUGUUGUAAAAAGCAAUCACAACAGCACCAACAGCUGUGCCCUGCUGAGGACAAGUGAUGACAGUUACCAGGACUUAGCAGUCCAGGCGGGGUGCAUGAGAACAGUUAGGGCUGCCCCUCCUAUCCCACUACUAAAUUGGGAUUUCCUUCUGUAAACAAGCGCUAGCACUAUAUAUUCCUUUUUCCAAGAACUCAAAGAAUAGCCUUGAAGACCUAUAGGUUUCUGUGAUUUGUAACUGCCAUCUGUUUUGUGGACUCAGGAGGAGGGAGAUUGAUUUGCUGUUUUUGAGUCUCUAAUCUAGCCUUCCAUCCCAAGCGAAUGGACAUGAAGGCCAGUUUAGGUCUCUUACACUCAAUUUUCUAAGAUAGGGAUUUCUUCUCCUUUUCUAAGAAAACGUUAAAACUGAGUGUUAAAUUUUCAUAGUGUCUUUCAUUUGUGGUUUUUGGUUUUGAAGGGUAAAGGACAGUAUGUUAGCCCUAAAUAUGCCUUUGUUUCUUGAUAUAAUUUGGUUUGCCUAAUUUUUUGGGUUUUUUUAAUUAAAAAUUAAAAUGAAACCUCUUUAGAGUAUGAUGUACUAUAAUUUUGAGUUAUGGGAGUGGAACAGAAAGGUUGAGUGUGGAAAAGGGUAAUUUAAAGAAAGCAAGUCUCAUCACACUGAAGGGUCUUUGUUGUUGGGGGAUAUGUGUAUGAACACCUAUUGUGUAUAUACAUGUACAUAAUAUGUUUAUAGAAACAUAUGUUAACAUAUAUAUAGGCAUUGUGGGGGCACAUACACAUUCAUUACUUAUAUAUAAACUUCUUAAAACCCUAUACUCUUGAUAAUACAGCCGUCUCAUUGGGACGGAUGUAUCAGAAAUUGUUACUUCCUGACAUGGAAAUCUUUCAAGGACAUGUCUCCAGGAUAUUUUGGUGAACCCAAGUGCUUUUUCCUCCGCCAUGUGUGUUCUGUUCCCAAUUAAAGUAAUAUUCCAAGUAAGGUUCCAGAUAAGAUAGUUCUUAACAUUCUUUGUGAAGAACAUUUUCAGAGAUUUAAUUUAUCACCUAAUUUUAACAUAAUUUUAAUUUAUGACCUAAUUUUAGUUCUGCAUCUUCCAAAGUAGCUACUAAACAGGAGGAAACAAAAGAUUCUUCAGAUCCCCUGUGUUCUGUGAGCAAGGUCUCAGGAUUAAUUUAAAAGGGAAAAAAUAGCAAACUAGGUGACACAGCAUAAAAAAAACUGGUUUGCUCCCAGACUGUGUCUUACAUGCUGAGUUGUAGCCACAAACAUUAUUAUCAAAACUAUUUAAGGCUGGCAUCUUAAAAUUCUAAAAAUAGACUGGGAAGGGCCACACUUGGAUAUCACACCCCUUUGUUCUUAUGGCUCAGCCACUGUCACAGAAUCUGGUUCUUUCCUGGUGAGUAUUACUUAAAUUCAAAUGUACCAUGAAGGACAUUUUUCAUAGUAUUCAAUUUGCCUUGUAAGUUACAUAAAAUGAUUGUAAUUUUUUUAACUUAGAACUACAGUAUUUAGUGUCUUGGCCAGCCCUGUCUACCUGAAAUAAUCUCAUGGAUUCUUGAUGGUCUUAAUUUAAAUAGGUUUUUAAAGUAGUUUUUAUUUUACUCCUGUUUAUAUUGGAUAUGGUUAAAGGAUUCUUGAGGGCUGUAUUAUCUUUUUACAAAGUGAGAUGCCUUACACAGUGUUUAAAAUAGAGGGUCUUGAUAUGGCUGAUUUCUUUUUAUCUUAUCCUAUGACGUCAUUGUGAUUAAGUUAAAACCUUGACUAUAUGUGGUAUAUUUGCCUUCAUAAUGACAGUUUUGAAAAAUAAAUUGAGAUUUAUCUUACAUAUAAA
Miniopterus natalensis is the source of this 3396-nucleotide messenger RNA. The record is from RefSeq and is a predicted model, not a curated record. Lineage: Eukaryota; Metazoa; Chordata; Mammalia; Chiroptera; Miniopteridae.